AUUAAAAAUGGAACCUAACAUAAGUGCACUUUUUGGCAUCAGACAGUUGAGAAUUUACUGAACCAUUACUGCUCGGAAUUUGCAAGAGCUUGUCGGUUAGGUUUGCAGCAAGCUGAUUCCUUGAACGAAACAACAAUUGGCGGCCGGCGAACAAGGUGUAAUAUCUGCGGUGCGAUUCUAACCGAGCACGAGUUGUCCCAUACCUAUUUAUGUAAAGAGUUCGUAGCAGGCUGUGAACCAGCAUUGAAAAAAAACCAGCCUGGUACGUCCAGUAUUAACGGUCCGUCGUGCACAAGCAACGCCAGUAAGCGUAAAUGAGUUUUUGAAGCUAGUACCAAGAAGAAGGUUCCUGCCAGUGAGGUAUAUAUUAACGGCUAUCGCUUACAAGUUCGACAAACCGUUGGGAGAAGAAUUACGCAGAUUAGCUCAGACGAGCUAUUAUAAAAUCGGAACGAUUCGCGAGGUUAUCAUUGAAUUUCGAAACACUCGAAUUGACUUUUCUAGAUUGAAAUUUCCGAUAACUAACUACGACAUCAAUCGGUUUGAGCAGAACAACAAAGAUUUCAGCAUAAAUACAUGUGAAUUGGUACGUUCCAAGGGUAGAUGGAAAGUGGUUGGUCCGGCAAGGGCCACAAAGGAACCAAAAAGUUUGCAUAUCAACUUGCUAACUGUAUAUAAUGAAACGAUUAAGCAAUAUCGUUAUUGUCUUAUUACCAACAUGCAGAGGUUGGUAAACAACACACGCGAAGCCGUAUAUCAGGACAGUUUUGCGAUUUGUGUCAAACGUUUUACACCAUGACUGCAACCCGCCGUUAGAAAGGUUGCACCAAAGUACAAGUGGAACAGUAACCAAAUUCAAAAAUAUGGAGAAGAAGUUGUCGUCGCCAUUAAUCAUAUAUGCUGAUAUAGAGGCUGUGCUGAAACCCAUAGAAGUUCUUACCAGGAGCGAAGGGACGAGGCCAAUUCAACAGCAUGAAGCGUUCGCAGUCUCUUAUUAUGUUAAACAUGUGUAUAAUGAAGAGUGUGAUGAAGUGUGUGGAGAAACAUGCAUAACUGAAUUUCUUGGUCAUAUGCAGCGGAAAAUGGAAGACCUGUAUCAGUUGUACUGGACGAAUUUCUCAAGUCCUAAAGAACUAUUGCAAAAUGAGCAACACUAUUGCAAAAGACGAGAACGCCGGGAGAAUCAUGGCAAA
Molecule: messenger RNA, 1193 nt
Organism: Glossina fuscipes
Lineage: Eukaryota; Metazoa; Arthropoda; Insecta; Diptera; Glossinidae
Exons: 2
Source: RefSeq, a predicted model, not a curated record